AUGGCGCCGAUGACGGUGAAGGCCUACCUGCUGGGCAAAGAGGAGGUGACUCGCGAGAUCCGCCGCUUCGCCCUCGACUCACCUGCCCGCUACCUGCCGAUACGGGACAAGAUCGCCGAUCUUUUCCAGGGGCUGCUUCGCAAUUCCGCAGCCGCCACGGGCGCCUUUCAGAUGUACUAUAAGGGUGAGUGGGGGCGGGGGACCAUUAACAACAGGCCAGCGUGGUGUUUUACUUCCAACUCCGGUAUCUUAUUUAUUUGUGCGACAGGAUCGCUGCAAUAGCCUUGCACGCAGAAAGGAGAUUCCGACUAAAGCGUCGGGAAGACAGUACGUCUUCAGACAGUUAUGUCCGUUUCUGACAGCUGCUCGAUCGCAGAACGGACUCCCACGAAAGGUGGCGGAGUCUCCCUCAAUGGAGGUUUAUGAGAAGAGGUUGGAUGGCCACCUGUCAUGGAUUUGAGAAUCCUGCAUCGCAGGGGUUGGGCUAGAUGACCCAGCUCUAUAAUUCUCUUCCAAUUCUAUGAUUCCAUGAAAUCCGGCCUGGGAAACUUUUUUCAGUCACUUGAUCUCCGGGUCUGGGAAAAGCUUCGCUGUGGUUCAAGGUACCGCAACAAGGCCAGGAAAAAAGGUGUUUACCUUUAAAAGGCGCCUCUGCUUUAGUGAAUUGAUAGUCCUAAUGCUUUUCAUGCUAGAUCUGGGAGGCAGGGCUCUGUGUAGCCGUUAUUGCUGCCUGUCGGGCUGAAAUCAACAGGUCAAGGUUUCCCAGACUCCGUUGUGCAGUGGAGAAGCAGUUGGAGGUUUUGUCCAGUGCCUGUGUGCAUAAUAUAUAUUCUUUGCUCAUUAACCUAUCAUAGUUGUCACGCCCUUCUGCUAUACUUGCUCAAACCAGCUCUUAAUCUCUAAACGAAAUAAGAUUUGGAAUUCAGGUCUGUUAGGAAGCAACACACCCUAGUCUAGAAGCCUUACUUGCUAAUGGAAGCUGUCUCUGAUAAUGUUUAAGAAAAGGCACUCUGUACUAGUUCAGAGGCAGUCUUUUCCACUCAGUUUACUCCUCCAGUGUUGAGGCCUGAGCACUAAAACUGCUAUUAGCUAUGUCUCACUAAACCUCAGUGCAGGUAACAACCUCAAUUCACCUGUUGAGGUUGGGUGGGGAAAGGGAAGACUCUAUAGCGUGUGGCUACUCUAAAUCUGGUUUCAGUUGCUCAUUUCUAGUCCCACCAUGCAAUUAUCAUAGUUCUUGUCAUCUCAUACAUACAAAUAACCAAAAAUGUGUGGGUGGCCCAGUUCUUCCCAACUAAUCAGUGCCUGGGAGGGUAGGCAUUGAUCAGAUAGGAAGGUUCUGUGUGGUUGCAUUAUUGAGACUCAUACACAUAGUGCGGUGGUGUGGAAUUUUGCUCUGAUAUGUAUCAGGGGACCCAUGGCGUGAAGCUAAGGGACCCAUGGCGUGAAGUUGCUCUUCAACAAUCUGGGCAAAAAGUAUGGCACACAGAGGAGUGACAUAAACAGCAGAGUCUCCACUGUGAAGAGGGGACUGCCACUGCAGGCGUUAAUAUGGUACUAGCUACUGGUGUCCAAAUUUCUGUUUGGGAACUGUCUAUGUGUUUCCUGAGGGUGGUGGGAUCCCCUUAGUAGUAAGAUAUGACAAGAUAGGAUAUGGAGCUCACUGAUACUUCUCAUAAAUUUAUUUAAAAUAAGUGCCAUUGUGCAAUGCUGCACAGUGACCCAACUGCAACCCAGCUGUAAAUAUUUGUUUAAGCAUGUUUGUACACUUGGGCAGUUACGUCAUACUGGGAUAUUCCUGUAGCAACCAGAAUUUCUUCUAGGGAGCUCUGUUAGCCCUGCAAGUCUUGCACACUUUUCAAAAGAAGUGUUUUUUAAACCACUCAUGACUAUUGGUAUAUAAAGUGUGAGAGAGAACUGCACUGUGUAUUGUAGUUUUCAGAGGCUGAUGUCUGAAUACACAAGAGCGCAGAAAACUAUCAGACUGUUGGUCCAUCUGGCUCACUAUUUCUUAAACUUACUGGCAGAGGCUCGCAAGGAUUUCAGACAGGUCUCCUAGCCUUUACAGCAGCAUUUCUGCAUGCAACGCAGAUGCUCUGUCAUUCCAUUAAGUAUUACUUCCAGAAGGCAACUUGGUAAUGCCUGGGCUUCCCAGUUAUGAGGAAAGGUAGCAAAUUGCUUUUGUACCUGCAUGCAUGUUGUGCACUGUUUUCAGUCCUGCCUGAAGGUCAGAACUGAUUAGCAAUGCCUUAUUUUUUUGUACUACUGACAGUGCAUGCUGCUUUUAAGGUUCUCUUGAAAGGAAUGCCGAUUUCCAUUAAAGGAAACAUAAAUGAAGGCUUUUCUCAUCUCAAGAAUCAGGUGCUAGGAGGUUAUUGUCUGUUGCUGCUUUCAUUAACAAUAAAACCUCCAAUAAAACCUGUCCUGAUCUGGCACAAUGGGAACUGUAGUCCAAAAACAGCUGGAGGCCACCAGGUCUGGGAAGGCUGCUCUUUUUAAUAGCUUUGUAUAAAUCACUGCCUAAAGCAUCGGUGCAUCUUUACUAGAGAUCAGCUGCUGGAACAGUAAUUCAGUUGGUAGCUGAGAACUGCAUAGCUUUUUCAGUGGAAGGUUACAUUUCUUUCAUCAGAGCUAGCUUGCAUUACAUAGCCUGCAAUCUGAAGCUUAUUUGCCUUUAGAUUUUAAUUCAAGUAACUGAAUAAAAGCUGUAAAUCUGUCUUCUGAAAGCACUACUUUGCUAUGUGAAAUAAAUGUGUAACCAAAGGAUAAUUCGCCACCCAUGCAGAUGGCGCUAGGCAACUUUCUUAACAACAGACUUGCAUACACCCCAACAAGAGGAAGGUAGAGUACAUAUCGAGUCCAACAGUGUUUUCUGCUGCCCUAUUCAGAAAUUUCAGGAUAAGGCUGAGUAUCUGCUGUCAAAGUGAGUUAACUGUGUUCUUAUUUCAGAUGAAGAUGGAGAUAUGAUUGCUUUUUCCAGUGAUGAAGAACUGAAGCUGGCCCUGCCCUGUGUGAAAGAUGGGAUUUUUCGCAUUUAUGUUAAAGGUAAUCUUAGCCAGUUUAGUAUUCUCUCUUAACUGCUUUUGGCAGCUAUCUUGUAAUGUAUUCUAGUAGUUAUAAUUCGUUCAAGAGGGGAAAACAUCCCUGCAUUUCACAGCUUUUGCACUACACAAAUUAAGACACAGCUUUUAACAAGCUAGUGUUUCAUGAGAAUGGCUGCUAUAGGAAAUAUCACUUGAGAGUAAGGCGAGACUCUAUGAACCCCAGUGAUUUAAUGGGAAUUUAUACUGCAUUGGCAAAACCAGUCUUGAAAACUAGAAAUUCACCCAGAGCCAGUACAAGGGUGGGUUUGUUGGCCACUACAUUUAAAUCCCUUGAAGUAGACUUCCCCCAUUUCUCAUUCUACCCUUAUUCUUUCAAUGACCAUUGUUCCAAGCUGUUUUUGACAUGUGUAAUUUUGUUUUUCAACUAAUACCAAUGUAUAGUUGGAAUGCAGCAGCAGUCUGAGGUGGUAGAGCCCAUAAACUAGGCCAAUAGGAGAUUAUGCCUUUCCCAUAGAAACUCUAGUAAAGGAGAUUUGUUGAAGAAUUGUAACAAGAAGUGUAUAGCUGAUCCAAAGUUUACAUGACCAGACUUCUUUGUUGUGCUCCAAGAGGCUUGAAAUUCCUCCUAACAAAGCUGUUGCGUACCAAUGGGGCACAAGCCACACACUAAAAGAAAGCUCAGUUGGACAGAAGUUGGCAGUUUCAUGCUAGAUUUCUGCAAGAAAUGAGACAUUGCCAGACACAUGGGAAAGGGUGAAUAUCCACCAGAACAGCAUCCUAAGAGAGGAAUGGUGAUAGGCUAAGAGAUCUAGAAUUUGCCUUCCCUAACUUUCCCCAAUAUUGGAAUUGGUGGUUUUAAGGCCUGAAAUAAGAAUGAGCAUUUAUAUUCAUAACCUAUGAGCACCCAUAUUUAGAACAUUCUAAAAUAUACAGAAUGGGUAUAACCCUCUGCUUAUCAUUGUUCCCUGCCCAUUCCUACCUGCAGAGCAGAUGUUGAAACCCCCAAAAUUGAGAAGGUUAGAACAGGAAAAGUUAUUGGUGGCCCUGAUGGAAAACUGAGUCUGGUUUUUUAAAAAAAGUUUUAGGAUAUAAUAGAGAAGGCAUUUUGCAGACUUGGAUAGCAGAGACUGCUGGUGAGCAAAGUAUAUCAAUAACAAUAAUCUUGGGUUACAAUAAGAGCCAUGCUGAGAAAAAGACUCAGUGGCUACUCUCCUUUGGAAAUAGAAAAAAACCUAAGUCAUAUGUAUCUCUGGUAAUUGGAACUCAUGGAUAUCUUGUCUGCUGGUACAAACUGUGCCAUGAAUAACAUAUUUGAAGAUUUAAAAAAAUCAGAGUUGGCUACAGUAGUCUGUGGUGCAACUUGAUAGGAAAACAAAGUUACGAUCACUCAAAACAAACAAGUCCUCGAUGAGCUGGGUUGUCAACAUUUCUGAAAAUGAUGCUUCAGACACUUUUUGCAGAAUGUGACUUUUACAUCUAUUGUCAUCCUUGUAUACAAAUACUGAUUUGACACUCUGUUCAUGGUUAUCCACACCACAAACACAUGGGAGAGAGGUAGUGGCAGGCACUAAAGGCUUUUAUGAGAAAUUGUUUAGUUCACUUCUGGGCAAAACAAAGUUGGAGGUGCAGGAGUGAAUAAAGUAUACACGCUUCCAUUUCUGUCCUUUUACAACUGUCUAGUUCUGCAGCUCGAUGGCUAUUGGUUCAUUUAUCUUGGGCAUAUUUCAGCAACACCCUGUGUUUGUGUCCUUCAGAGAAAAAGGAGCUGAAGCGUGACCACCUGCACCGCCAAUCCUGCAGCCAGGAGCGCCCACCGAACAUGGUGCAUCCCAACGUGAUCUGUGAUGGUUGUGAUGGCCCAGUUGCGGGUGCAAGAUUCAAAUGCACUGUUUGUCCUGACUAUGACCUGUGCAGUACUUGUGAGGGAAAAGGUAUCCAUAAGGAACAUAACAUGAUCAUGUUUCAGAGUCCAUUGCUCCAUCCAUUUGAGGUAAGUAACAUGAGGGAAAAGCAGUUGCCUGGAGGGGGCUGUAAAGAUCAUCUUGCCUAAGAUGAACUGCAACUAUUUUCUAAAGCGACAGUUACCCCUAACAGCGUGUUCUUUUAACCUUUAGUGGCUUCCCAGAGGUCGCUGGCUUCGUAAGAUGAAACAUGGUGUUUCACCUUUUGCGUGGAUGCAAGGCUGUGGUCAUCCUUGUCCUGCCCGCAAGUGUCAAAACCCUGGCCAGGCACAAGGUAGCACCACUUCUCAGAGUGCUGCUCCUGAGCAAGGUAUGCGUUUAACUUUCUGAUAACCAUAAUGGUGGCUGUAAAUGCAAAAUAAAAAGGUGCACACUGUCCCAAAUUCAUUGCUUUCAGGAACUUACUUUUGAAUAGAUGUGUUCAGGAUCUCCUUUUAGAAUGCUACACUGAGUUAUAAAUCAAAUCAUAAUUAGGAGCUAAAAGGAACUGAGUUUGUGAAUCCUUUUAACUUUACUGAUCAACUUUUCUCUUACAAGAUCUAUUAGUAACUUUCCCCCCCUUAUUAAAAACAGCUUCUAGCAGUCAAUCUCAAGAUCCCAAUGUCACCUUUUUGAAGAAUGUUGGAGAAAGUGUUGCUGCAUUUCUGGGUCCGCUUGGUAAGCAGUUGCUUUCAUCUGGCUAUCAUUGCCUGCUUUCAUCUAUGAUUUGCCUUCAUACUCUGCAUGUGAGCUUUCAGAAAUAUCAAAUGGUUUAAGUAGCCUUUUGUGGUUUGAUCAAUUGGGUCUCUUACUAGUUGCUUUCUGCCACUAUCAAAAGGAUAUGUGUUACAGUACCGUGCCUUUACGGUAUCUGUCACCUAUACAGGACAUGUGGGCCUUCUGUUUAGUUUGCCUUACCCUUUCCUCCCAAAUAGUUUUAUGUCAAAGUCUUCUAAUACUAUGGUUUAGCUUUGGGGGGCGGGGGGAGUGGUCCUAGCAAGUGUUUCAUUUGUGUUUAUCUUCUCAAAUACUAAUUGCCAUUACAUAGGAGAAACAAAAAGGCAAAAGUGGGCAUCUCCUGGGCCUGUGCUCGGAUGCUGGAGUUUGUUGAAGGUGACUGUCCUUCAGAUGUAUGACUGCACUGUGCAAAGGCAGACUAUAAAUACUUUAAGCUGUUGUAGAGCAAUGUAGUCCGAGGAGAAAGUUGGCACUGCAGGUCAGUCAGCAGUAGGUGAAUGUUACAGAAUAGCUGGCACAUUGUCCAUCUUCUCUCAUAUCAACCAGCUAUCAGUCUUCACAUUCUCCCCAGUGAUUGCUCAGUGGGAACAUGAAACUUCUGUCCACAAUUCCUGGACAAGGUUAUUGGAGAGCUACUUUUGUCUGACCUUCAGAAUAGCAAACCGUUGCCAUUCUAAGGGGGAGGGGGAAUCCAUCCGAGAAGACUGUCUUCAAAUCCCUAGAGAUGUAGAUGUAGACAGAAACAUAAAGUGAUUGCAGAUUACCACCAGCUUCCAACUUUUAAAUUGUUUUUCUAGGUAUUGAUGUUGAUAUUGAUGUGGAACAUGAGGGACAGAGGAGCAAAGUGUCACCUAGUACAGAACCUAGUUCUGAGAAGAGAGGUUCCAGUGACCAGACCGGACCAGAAGCAAGUACCAACAGCAAACCAGCUGCAGAUGCAGAUACUCUUACAGACCAGCUGCAGGAAAUGGCAGUACAUUCUCCUGCUACACAGAUGGAAGAGGAGAACCUCUUGUCAGAGGUACGAGUAUGAAGGUUAAACUGUCACUUCCGAAAUGUGCAGUCAGUAGGGUAAAGAUGUACACUGUUUACUGUAUGCUUGUCACUAAGAUCAGCACUGAUGCUUUUUAUAUUAGGAACUUAAAUUGAUCUUUUGUUUUCCUAUGCAAGAGAGUACUAAAUUUAUUUAGAGAUGGUCAUGAGUAGUGGUAAUCUUCUAGCCUCUGUACAAUAACAUACAACAGAAAAAAUGUAUUAUCUCCAAAGAAACUAAAGCUGCAAUCCUAACUCCGCUUAGGUGGGAGUCAGCCCAACUGAAUUCUGAGUAUGCAUGGUUACUUGGCAGGGCAUUCUUUGUUCGGUUUUCCUGGUGGACAUUAGGCUCUGAAAAGGCAACAUAUUGUAUACUUCUAGCUUCAGGGCUGGGUGGGGGGGGGGACCCAUGCUAGAUAUCCUGAAAAUAAUCAAGAGUAUAUAAUUGAGCAAGAGAUGUUUGGUAAGACAGGGUGAAAUCCAUUAUCACAUGUGGACUUCCACUUGCACAAGAGGACUUCCCACUGCAGCUCCUCACUUACACUUGUUCUGGAGGGUCUCCCAGUGUUGAGUGUGGAGGUGCUGGAGAGGCAGGAGGAAGUACUAUUGUACAUGUGGAAAUCCAUUUUUCUGGUGUAUGUUUAAAGCCACAGAUUAGUAACAUCAGCAUGUAUAGAAGGGGGUAGUUUUAGAUGUGAAGCUAGAUCUGUAAUACACACUGACGUGGCUAAAAUUUUCAUGGAAGGUUGUGGUUAGCAAUGUUGCAUUUGAUGUGUUUUCUUGGGCAUCAAAUGUCUGUUUAGCAGUCAUGGAAAAUCCGAGAGAAAGUAUACCUGCAAUAUUCCUUAAGGUGAGGGAGGCAGAGAACUUUAGUGUUGGGGAAUUAUAAGUUAGUUAUAGCCAGUGAGCAAUAUGUAUGUGCUAUUGGUAAGUAACUUCAUUAGGUGCAGGUCUUUUAAGGAGUACGUUGUGUUAUUCUAAAGCAGGCUCUCCACAUUGUCUUUGUGCAAUCCCAGGAACCAGCUGAAUCCAGCAGCAGUUCAGGGGCAGAUGAGGACUGGACCCAUUUGUCUCCAAAAGAAGUAGACCCUUCAACUGGUGAACUGCAGUCCUUACAAAUGCCAGAGAGUGACAACCCAAGCUCUCUGAAUCCAGCUGAAGCUCCCACUAACACAGGACCAACAGGACUGCGAGAGGCCGCACUCUAUCCUCACCUUCCACCAGGUAAAAAAAAAGACAUUGGAAGGCUAUAUACAGCUCUGGCAUGUUAGGAAAUCAAAUCCUGUUUGCCUUGGGUACAGACUAAUAUUACAUGUUACUUGCUGAAACCUGCAUCCCCUUACCCAAGAGUAAGUGCCACUGAACUCAGUGAGCUUAUGUCUGGAGUAGACAUGCAUAGGAUUGUAUUUGAGUCACAUCUCUUCAGUAGUAUUGUUUACAAGACAAAUUGGUCACUUGAACUCAAGUGAGUAGAAAGUUCGUUAGCUGCAUAUCGGUAUAAGCUUCCAUGACAACAUACAACUAAAAUACAACAAAACAAUAGCCCCAAAACCUAGUUUAUAUGAGCUGCUUAAAUUCCCAAGCAAAUGUUUUUGCCUGAUACCAGAAAGACAGGAACGCAGCCCUGUCUGCAGGUCUUGAGCUGUUCAGAGCUUUAUAACCAUCACGGGUUGCCAGGAUAACUAGAAAGAUUGUUACCUAAUCAAGGUCAGCCUCAGCUGGUCUUCCUAUUGGUAACUUUUCCUGAUAAAGCUUGUAAGGGUCCAGUUUUUAGAGAACACAACCUAGGCAUAGUCAGUUGCCCACACCAUCUUAAAACAUCCAGCUGUGGAUUUGCAAAUUGGGGAUGGGAUGUAGGCAAGGUUGUAGGAUAGCUGGGUCAACUAAUCCUAUUUCUACUUAUUUACAGAAGCAGACCCCCGUCUCAUUGAAUCCUUGUCCCAGAUGUUGUCUAUGGGGUUUUCUGAUGAAGGAGGCUGGCUCACUCACCUGCUGCAUUCCAAGAACUACGACAUUGGGGCAGCUCUGGAUACCAUCCAGUAUGCCAAGCAAGCAAAAACUUCCAAAUAG
Podarcis lilfordi (Lilford's wall lizard) is the source of this 8824-nucleotide messenger RNA. NCBI's taxonomy places the organism in Eukaryota, Metazoa, Chordata, Lepidosauria, Squamata, Lacertidae. The record is from the annotation of a GenBank genome assembly.